Messenger RNA from Enterobius vermicularis (human pinworm), 612 nucleotides. NCBI's taxonomy places the organism in Eukaryota, Metazoa, Nematoda, Chromadorea, Rhabditida, Oxyuridae. The record is from the annotation of a GenBank genome assembly.
CCUAUGUCGGACCCAGUUACAGACUUUCUGGCUCGUGAGCAAAACGUUUUAGCUGACAUUGAGGGAGCUCCAGUUGGGAUUGAGAAUGACACCAAUGUUGCGGCAGGGGAUGAAGAUCUUGGUUUUGAAAAUGUUAAUUCAGUAAAUGGAGUUGAUUCGGGUGUAGACCUCCCAGCUCUGGAUCAACAGCAGGCCCCUUUAGCUACGAAUCUGCGGUCAUCUGCAAAUAACACGCCAUCUCCAGUCCCAUUACAGCAGCCUACAGUGCCAAAAAUCGAGCCCGAAAAAAUUAGAAAAUGGCGGGAAGAGCAGAAAAAGAUGCUUGAAGAAAAGGAUGAACAGGAGGAAAAGAAGAAAGAAGAGCUCCGGGGAGCUGCUAAAAAAGAAUUAGAUCAGUGGUAUGCGAAUCGUCAGGAACAACUAGAAAAAACGAAAAUCGCCAAUAGGAAGGCCGAAGAGGAGUUUAUUGCUGAUAGAGACAAAGGUGAGGGUGGUGCAGAUUGGGAUCGAAUAGCGAAGCUAUGUGAGUUUAGCACUAAAAAUUCCAAAAAUGUCGCUGAUCUUUCUCGUUUUCGUUCCAUCCUUUUACAAUUGAAGAAUACUUCGAACUGA